CGGAAAAGGGAAAGGGGGGGGAUGGAGCCCCUGGGAGCUCAGACGUGCUGGGGCUGUGGACUGGGAGCCGCUAGAACGCUCUCCGGGCUGCACAUCCUGCAUAUUUGACGCUCCGUGGAGAUGCCCAGCCGAGGUGCGCGACCCGAGGACGGCUCCGGGCUGGUCCCUACCGACAACUCGACCCAGCACAAGGAAGAUCUCAGCAACAAGAUCAAAGAACAAAAAAUUGUUGUGGAUGAACUUUCUAACCUGAAGAAGAACAGGAAAGUAUAUAGGCAGCAACAGAACAGCGACAUAUUCUUUCUUGCAGACCGAACAGAAAUGCUUUCUGAAAGCAAAAAUAUAUUGGAUGAGCUGAGGAAAGAAUACCAAGAAAUAGAAAACUCAGAGAAGACCAAAAUCAAGAAAUAGUCAACUUGAUUUUACAUAGCAAUGUGUGGC
Messenger RNA from Balaenoptera musculus (blue whale), 441 nucleotides. Its product is annotated as ASNSD1 upstream open reading frame protein. The coding region runs from base 121 to 411 and encodes 96 amino acids. The record is from RefSeq and is a predicted model, not a curated record. The transcript has a single exon. NCBI's taxonomy places the organism in Eukaryota, Metazoa, Chordata, Mammalia, Artiodactyla, Balaenopteridae.